AUGAGCAAGCCCCGGUCACGAAAUCAGAGGAUCCGCAGAAGCAUCCAAUGUCCAAGAUGCCUCCGGUACAUCGUCGAAAGUCUCGCAUACACUCAGUAUUUCUCCAACGAGACUCUGGGCCGCUCUGCGGACCAGGAAAGCAUGACACGGGUGCUCAAUAAAACAACCGGCGGGCCGGAUGGACAUGGAUAUAAGGAUGGAAGGGCUUAUGUACCGCGCACACGGAUCAACACGUAUAAAUGGAUGCCUGCUUAUGAGGGCUACGGCAUUCUGGACAAGGCUAGGAACGGCGAGGGAGACUAUUACAUUGAUGGAGAAAAAGAUUGGUUGAUGCCAAAUGGCAAUAUAGGCAAAAUUGACGAGGUUAAGAAGACGGAGAUGGCCAAUUUGCGAGUUGGAGGGCGUUGCAAGGCGAGCGAAUGA
Aspergillus fischeri NRRL 181 is the source of this 423-nucleotide messenger RNA. RefSeq lists its product as uncharacterized. The coding region runs from base 1 to 423 and encodes 140 amino acids. The transcript has 2 exons. The record is from RefSeq and is a predicted model, not a curated record. NCBI's taxonomy places the organism in Eukaryota, Fungi, Ascomycota, Eurotiomycetes, Eurotiales, Aspergillaceae.